AUUUUCAAUUCUUUCUUUCUAUCCUCCUCUGAUAAACUCUGGUGCAUUCCUCUCUACCUCUAUAGCCACUCAUAUUCAAUUGUUCUUUAUCUUAUCCGUUACUCCAACAGCUUUAUGCUUAUAACAAAAAAAUAUAGAAAUUAAUCUUGGUACAUGGGAGAAUCUACCAAGUCCUCGAUGCCUGCCUCAAAAUAUUAUGGAAUUCUAGAAAUUUCAAAGUCAGCAUCUCUCGCAGAUAUUUGCAAAUCUUACAAACAUCUUGUCAGGAAAUGGCAUCCUGAUAGAAAUAGAUCCAAUCAAGCAGAAGCUGUAGAAAAAUUUCGAUCCAUAAAUGAGGCCUAUAGGGUUCUUAGCCAAAAUAAGAGAGAGGAAGUAGACAUACUAAAGAAUGAUGUGGCAAAAACACCUAAAAAAUUUUUAAAACAGCAAGAAAAAGAUAAGGAUGAUAAUGAGCUACAAAUUUCAAGCCCCACACUCCUUUCAAGGACAACAAGUCGGAUCAGCCCAUCAGUAGAUUUUUACACUUCAAUGCCAUCAUUUUUAUCGAUGAGUGGAGCCAGCAGUCCUACUACGCCUAGGACUCCAAUAUCAGAUCAAACCCCAAGCCUUUCUAAAAUAGCUAGCAAGCCUAUCAUUUUUUCCCAGUCUACUUCAAGGAGAAAGCCUCAACCGAUUAAGAAGAAGCUCGAAUGUACACUUGAGGAAUUGUGCAAUGGAUGCGUUAAGAAGGUCACGAUUACAAGAGAUUUUAUUGCAACCACAGGGCUAAUUAUUAAAGAAGAGGAAGUUUUAACAAUAAAGGUAAAACCAGGAUGGAAGAGAGGAACAAAAAUUUCGUUUGAAGGUAAGGGGGAAGAGAGAGCAGGAACACAUGGAUCAGAUAUAAUAUUUUCAAUUGAUGAGAAAAAACAUUCAUUGUUUAAAAGAGAAGGAGAUGACUUAGUGCUGGGAGUUGAAGUCCCUCUAGUCCAAGCACUCACGGGAUGUACGAUAACUAUACCGCUUUUGGGUGGAGAUGAAAUGACUCUGUCAUUUGAUGAUAAAAUUAUUUAUCCAGGAUAUGAGAAAAUCAUACCGGGUCAAGGCAUGCCUAAACCUAAACAGGAAAAUAUAAGAGGAGACCUUGUGCUUCAAUUUCUUAUUGAAUUUCCUAUCUAUUUGAGUGAGGAUCAAAGGUUCCAAGUUGUUAGUAUACUUGAAGAUCAUAUCACUUCGGAAUAAUGAUCAAUUUAUUUUUUCGAUGA
This is a messenger RNA of Capsicum annuum, 1244 nucleotides long. RefSeq names its product dnaJ protein homolog 1. The transcript has 3 exons. Gene Ontology annotation, cellular component: cytosol. The record is from RefSeq and is a predicted model, not a curated record. NCBI's taxonomy places the organism in Eukaryota, Viridiplantae, Streptophyta, Magnoliopsida, Solanales, Solanaceae. Gene Ontology annotation, molecular function: protein-folding chaperone binding. Bases 154 to 1221 code for a protein of 355 amino acids.